Telopea speciosissima is the source of this 2570-nucleotide messenger RNA. Its product is annotated as KH domain-containing protein HEN4-like. Gene Ontology annotation, biological process: regulation of gene expression. Gene Ontology annotation, cellular component: cytoplasm; nucleus. The record is from RefSeq and is a predicted model, not a curated record. Gene Ontology annotation, molecular function: mRNA binding. NCBI's taxonomy places the organism in Eukaryota, Viridiplantae, Streptophyta, Magnoliopsida, Proteales, Proteaceae. The coding region runs from base 164 to 2245 and encodes 693 amino acids. The transcript has 10 exons.
CUAAUUGGUUGAGUCGUUUCUGGUAUAUGUGCUCGCGAAAACCCUACACACACUGAUCUCCAUUUCCAUUUGCUUCAAGUUCUCGAGGAUUUCUGAAGGCAGCUAGCUACGUUCUGGCCGGAGUCCGAAGAGACCAUUGACACAGGCCAAAUAAUCUGUAAAUAUGUCUUCUGCAUUCAUACCUUCAAAGAGACCCCAUGAUCGGAGCUCAUUGGAGCUUAGUGGAAAGGGGAAAUGGAAAAAGUCCAGAAAUUUUAGUCUACAGUCUCAACCACUGAAAAUUUCCCUUCUUAGCACUGUAUUUCGUAUUCUCUGUCCUGCUUCGAAGACUGGAGGUGUGAUUGGGAAAGGUGGCACCAUUAUAUCGCAGAUACGACAAGAAACUGGUGCAAAGGUCAGAGUUGAGGAAACAGUUCCUGGAUGUGAUGAACGAGUAAUUCUUAUUGCAGGCUCUGAUAAAGAAUCAGAAGCCAGCAAUGAGCAAAUCAAGGAGGAUGAAGAUAAUAAAAACACUGUAGAGAGUGAUGAAGCCGAGGAACAUGAGGAAAACAAUGGAAAUAAGGAAUUUUCUCCACCUGAAGAUUCACAGUCUGACAAAGGAACUUCAUCUGUGCAGAAGGCUUUGUUACUUGUUUUUGAAAGAAUAGUCGAAGGAGAACCUGAAAGUGAUGGAGGAGAUGAAGAAAGUAAGGAUUCUUCUUGCUUUGUUGUCAGGCUACUUGUGCUUUCGAGCCAAGUUGGCUGCCUUCUAGGGAAAGGUGGAAGUGUAAUCAAGCAAAUGGCAGCAGAGAGUGGCGCGCAGAUCCGGAUUCUUCCUAGAGACAAACUUCCUUUAUGUGCAUCACCAGCUGAUGAACUAGUUCAGCUGACAGGGGGAUUGGAUGCAGUUAGGAAGGCUCUUCAAUGUGUUUCUCAACAGCUUUUGGAGAAUCCACCUCGUGACCGUGAUUCUUUUCCUGCAAGAAAGCCUACUGGGCCGACAUCUAAUCCAUUUGGUUCUCCUCUUCCUAAAUCAGAAGCAUAUCCCCCACCAUCCUUUUGUUUCCCUGCUCAAGGACCUUAUGCUGCCGGGCCAUUUCCACCAUCAAUUCCAAAAUUCCAUGACAAUUUUAUCCCAGGGCGAAUGAAACCUUCUCAGGAAAUCUUAACCUUUAAGCUAUUGUGUCUCAAUGAGAAGGUUGGCGGUGUAAUAGGAAAGGGGGGAACUAUCAUUAAGACAAUUCAACUUGAAACAGGCUGUGAUGUUAAAAUUCUUGAAGGAGUUCCUGAUUCAGAGGAUCGAAUCAUUGUGAUAUCUGGUCCGGCGAUUCCAGAUGAAAGGAUAUCUGCUGCACAAGAUGCAGUUCUACGUGUCCAAGCUAGGUUAGUUAGGGCUGUGCCAGAUAGGGCGGAGAAAAUCGUCUUAGCCCAGCUUCUUGUCUCCUCCGGUCAGAUUGGUUGCCUUCUUGGCAAGGGUGGUUCCAUCAUAGCUGAAAUGAGGAAGUUAUCUGGGGCUCAGAUUCGUAUAUUAGGGAAGGAUCAGAUUCCGAAGUGUGCUUCACAAAAUGAAGAAGUUGUUCAGAUAACGGGGGAAUUCGAGGCAGUUCAAGAAGCUCUUUUGCAGAUAACUAGUAGGCUGAAGCAUCAUUUCUUUCGUGAUACAUUUUCUUCUAUCCACCAUCUUUCACAUCCUGCCUUUCCGGAUCAAGUACCUUCAUUUCCUUCAUAUGUGGGAAGGAGGGAACUCUCACCUCAAGUUCCUAAUUUGGGCCCAUCAUUUCACAAAUUUGAACAUGUUGGUGGCUUGCCUCCUCAUGGUCGAAUUCAUCCCCAUGAUGAGCGAUCUGCUUUUGUUCACAAUAUUCAUAGGCCAGGCAUCCCCCCUCAUAGUUCUGAACGGUUACCUUCUUCAGCAUCAUGGGGAGCUCAGGCACGAACUGAUGGUGGUGGUCCGAUGGGCAUUUCUGAGUACCCAGGAGGCCCCCAAAGAAGAACUGGGGUUAAUGGAGGUGGAAGCCAGCCAGCUAUUAUUACAAGUACCACUGUGGAAGUUGUUAUACCACGAUAUCUUGUUCCUUCAAUUUAUGGAGAGGAUGGAAGCUGUUUAAAACAAAUACGACAGAUAUCUGGAGCAAAGAUUACCAUCACUGAACCCAGACCUGGAGACACGGAGACUGUAAUUAUAAUAUCUGGAGCGCCUGACCAGACUCAUGCUGCUCAAAGUCUUCUUCAAGCAUUUGUAAUGAGUGGAGCAGAUUCUUCUUGAGGUUCCUCGGCAUUUGGUUGCCCUGUUUCAUGAUACUGCUACACUUGGCUUGGUGCUCCUGGUAACAAAUAUAAGUUAUAUUAACUUUUAGCUUUCUGCAGUGUCUUUGCUCAUCAUGAAAUCUUUCUACUGUCAAUGCUUUCAAAUAUAAUAAUCAUACAUGGAUAAGAAAAGUUGUGCAUCCCCAAACCAUUUGAGAGUACUGCUUUUCUGAAGGUCAUAGUACUUGCAUCAAUUUUUAGAAAUGAACCCUUCCUGAGUACAUGACCUCAACACUCAAUGUUGCACAAAACCCUAGAGCAGAUUAUGAUUUUGCUAGAUUUCU